AUGACCUUGAGCCAAUGCAAUGCGGCAGCUUGGGUGAUUAAGAAGAGCCUGAACCUCCACAGUCGUUUGCAGGGCCGAUCGAAGACACGACGGGAUGAUGAAGUUCAGGAACUGUUCGAUUGCAUCAUUAGUGGCACCUUUCCUGUCGGUGUUCCGAAUGACAUAGCCCUCACAAAGGCAUCGAUAGGCAAGGCUCCGGUUCGCAAGAGACUGCGAUUGAACACAAAGACAACCCCUAUCAUCCCAAGCCCAGCCACGACUCCAAGCCCGGCCACGACUCCAAGCCCAGCUACGAAUACUUCUGGCACCUCGGAGACUGCGGCCGAAGACGUGACGGUGGCUGAGGUUAGUGUUGGUUGCUGUGAGCUUCCGGCAGAGGGUGAGGUUAGUGUUGCUGGCUGUGAGCUUCCGCCAGAAGACAUGCCUGUUGACUGCGAUGCAGAGGGUGAGGUGGUUAGUGUUCCCGGCUGUGAGCUUCCGCCCGAAGACAUGCCUGUCGACUGCAAUGCAGAGGGUGAGGUUAGUGUUCCCGGCUGUGAGCAUCCGUCAGAGGCAUCGGGACAGGUUCCUUCUGCCUUUGUUGAGGGCGACGGUGUACUUCGUAUGGUGGACCUGGUGUCUGAGAGUGAGGAAGAGCAAGGUUCGAGAGAUCAGGGUUCGACCGUGGAGCCGACUACGAUUGCGCCGACGAAAGCAGAUGUGGAAGCUGCACGGGCCACCUCGUCGCAGCCUGUGCGAGGUGCAGAGAUUGUUUUGUUCUCGAUUGGGCCCGAGGAUUCCUUCAUUGAGAUUGGCGACAGCGACAACGAGGUCGAGCCAUUGGACUCGGGUGCCGAGCUCGAGCCGAUUGGUGCUGGUGUUGCAAGCUUGGCUGCACCUGUGGCCACGGAAAGGGCUGCAGCAAAAGCUGUGCCUGCGGCUGCGACAGGGUUGGCGGGUGAGCCGUUGGAUCCUGUCGUUGUCGCAAGAUAUGACAAGUUCUGGUCCAAGUAUGUUUGCAAAGAUGGUGAUAUUUGGAAGAAUGUAGAUGGACCCGAGGAUGAGGAAAGCAAGGCCAAGCUGAGAAGCUUGGGCCUGUGGCGGCCAAACUUGGCUCUUGACCUUUCUAAGACCGGUGCUGAGGGCGAGGAUGCAGGAUUUUUGGCCAGGUCACAGCAGCGACUGUUGAAACAGAAGAAAACCGAUGCAAACAAAGCUGCAGCUGACAAAGAUGAUGAGAUGAUGCCUGCAGUUUCAAGUGCUGCCGUUGCUAAGCCUAAGGCCAAGAGCAAAUCCAAGGCUAAGGCUAAGGCAACGAGCAAAAGAAAAGCAGCUGCUGUCGGAGACCCCGUGAUCGAUGAGAAGGAGACGGAUGCAAUCGUGCCAGCUUCGGCCCCCGGCUCUGAGAAGGAUCUGAUUGACAAACUCGCAGUGGUCCCUUGCCCGGAGACGAAGCAGGAUGAUGAGAACUUGAAGCGGAAGUGUAAGAAGCGGAAGACCAAGAAUGAUCCCGACUACAUUCCAUCCUUCGCCGGAAGACCCCGACCUAAGAGAGAGAGAACAAGAGCUGUGUGGGAGGCCUUGAGGGAUGCCUUUCACGCCAUCAUCCGCCCUCGCAUUGUGCAUCCUUCCUCGCACGAGGACAUGAGUGAAUACUGGUUUGAAGGCACUUGA
This is a messenger RNA of Symbiodinium sp. CCMP2592, 1653 nucleotides long. NCBI's taxonomy places the organism in Eukaryota, Dinophyceae, Suessiales, Symbiodiniaceae. The record is from the annotation of a GenBank genome assembly.